CUGAUAAAGACUGUCAGCGCCGAGCGGAGCCACACACAGAAGCUGCGCCACGGUGAGGCACGGCACGGCACGGCACGGGUUGCACACAGAGGACUGAAACCGGGUGAAUGCAGUCUUUAACACGGGACACUGCUGCAGACCACCAUUUCCGGAGAUAAGAGUCAUUUACACCCAAGACAGGGACGAGGAGCUCACCACAUUUCUCCUUCGUGUUUCUGGUUGCGUAAUACGCGUGGAGAAAGUGUUCACGGGGGGGGACACUGACGUUAGGGAUCCGACUGCACUUGGGAAACUCCUGAUUCAUUUUAAAGUGUUUAUUUUUUAAAGAGCCCACAAGGUACAAAGCUGAAACAGGAGUCGUCUGUCCGCCAUGGAGAACUCUCACACGAAGAGUGUGGAAGAAGUUUACAGUUAUUUCUGCGUCAAUGAAAGCACAGGACUUUCCCUGGACGAGGUGAAGCGACAGAAGGACAAAUGGGGCCCAAACGAGCUGCCGGCGGAGGAGGGGAAAUCUUUGUGGGAGCUUGUCCUUGAACAAUUUGAAGAUUUACUGGUUCGGAUUCUUCUGCUGGCCGCAUGUAUAUCUUUUAUCCUCGCCUGGUUCGAGGACGGAGAGGAAACUAUCACAGCCUUCGUGGAGCCUUUCGUCAUCUUACUCAUUCUUAUAGCCAACGCCAUCGUCGGGGUGUGGCAGGAACGCAAUGCUGAGGAUGCCAUCGAGGCGCUGAAGGAGUACGAGCCUGAGAUGGGGAAAGUGUACCGGCAGGACAGGAAGACUGUGCAGAGGAUCAAGGCCCGAGACAUCGUGCCCGGAGACAUCGUGGAGAUUGCUGUUGGAGACAAGGUGCCCGCUGACAUCCGGAUCUCUUCCAUCAUCUCAACGACUCUCAGGGUGGACCAGUCCAUUCUGACCGGUGAAUCUAUCUCCGUCAUCAAACACACCGACCCUGUUCCCGACCCUCGUGCUGUCAAUCAGGACAAGAAGAACAUGCUCUUCUCCGGUACUAACAUUGCAGCUGGGAAGGCCGUGGGCGUGGUCGUGGCCUCUGGUGUGAACACUGAGAUCGGUAAGAUCCGUGACGAGAUGGCGGCCACCGAGCAGGAGAAGACGCCGCUGCAGCAGAAGCUGGACGAGUUUGGUGAGCAGCUGUCCAAGGUCAUCUCCCUCAUCUGCAUCGCCGUGUGGAUCAUCAACAUCGGCCACUUUAACGACCCCGUCCACGGCGGCUCCUGGAUCCGCGGGGCCGUCUACUACUUCAAGAUCGCCGUGGCGCUGGCUGUGGCCGCCAUCCCCGAGGGUCUUCCUGCCGUCAUCACCACCUGCCUGGCCCUGGGCACUCGCCGCAUGGCCAAGAAGAACGCCAUCGUCCGCAGCCUGCCAUCCGUGGAGACGCUGGGCUGCACCUCGGUCAUCUGCUCGGACAAGACAGGAACCCUGACCACCAACCAGAUGUCUGUCUGCAGAAUGUUCGUAGUAAACAAAGCUGAAGGUGCCAGCUGCGCUCUGUCAGAGUUCACCAUCACAGGAUCUACCUACGCACCGGAGGGAGAAGUGUACCAGAAUGAUAAACCAGUGAAGUCCUCCCAGUUCGACGCGCUGGUUGAACUGGCUACCAUCUGUGCGCUGUGCAAUGACUCCUCUCUGGACUUUAACGAGGUGAAAGGUGUGUACGAGAAGGUCGGCGAGGCCACGGAGACCGCGCUGACCUGCUUGGUGGAGAAGAUGAACCCUUUCGACACCGAAGUCCACAACCUGUCCAAGAUCGACCGAGCCAACGCCUGCAACUCCGUGAUCAAGCAGCUGAUGAAGAAGGAGUUCACUCUGGAGUUCUCCAGAGACAGGAAGUCCAUGUCCGUCUAUUGCACUCCCAACAAGUCUCGCUCUUCCAUGGGCAAGAUGUUCGUCAAGGGCGCCCCGGAGGGAGUUAUUGAGAGGUGCACCCACGUCAGAGUUGGCACCAGCAAAAUUCCCGCCACGAAAGAGAUCAAGGAGAAGAUCUUGUCUGUGAUCCGGGACUACGGGACGGGUCGCGACACCCUCAGGUGCCUCGCCCUCGCCACACGAGACACUCCACCCAAAGUGGAGGACAUGAUUCUGACUGAGACGGCCAAGUUCUCGGAGUACGAGUCCGACUUGACCUUCGUGGGCUGCGUCGGCAUGCUGGACCCUCCUCGACAGGAAGUGGCGGCCUCCAUCAAGCUGUGCCGUCAGGCCGGCAUCCGCGUCAUCAUGAUCACCGGAGACAACAAGGGCACUGCCGUGGCUAUCUGCCGCCGCAUCGGCAUCCUGGGCGAGGAUGACGACGUGGAGUCCAUGGCCUACACUGGACGAGAGUUUGACGAACUUUCGCCCUCGGCUCAGCGCGACGCCGUCACUCACGCUCGCUGCUUCGCCCGCGUUGAGCCGUCGCACAAGUCCAAGAUUAUUGAGAUCCUGCAAGGAUUUGACGAGAUCACUGCGAUGACGGGUGACGGAGUGAACGAUGCUCCGGCCCUGAAGAAGGCAGAGAUCGGCAUCGCCAUGGGCUCGGGCACCGCCGUGGCCAAGUCGGCCUCGGAGAUGGUCCUCGCAGACGACAACUUCUCUUCCAUCGUGGCGGCCGUAGAAGAAGGCCGAGCGAUCUACAACAACAUGAAGCAGUUCAUCAGAUACCUCAUCUCCUCCAACGUGGGCGAGGUCGUCUGCAUCUUCCUCACGGCGGCGCUGGGCUUCCCCGAGGCGCUGAUCCCCGUGCAGCUGCUCUGGGUCAACCUGGUGACCGACGGCCUCCCGGCCACCGCGCUGGGCUUCAACCCCCCCGACCUGGACAUCAUGGAGAAGCCUCCUCGUAACGCUAAGGAGGCGCUCAUCUCCGGCUGGCUCUUCUUCAGAUACCUGGCCAUCGGAUGCUACGUGGGGGCAGCCACAGUGGGAGCUGCUGCCUGGUGGUUCACUGUGUCUGAAGACGGACCUCAGAUCACUCUGUACCAGCUGAGCCACUUCCUGCAGUGCGCCCCAGACAACCCAGACUUUGACGGGCUGGACUGCCACGUGUUUGAGUCGCCCUACCCGAUGACCAUGGCGCUGUCUGUGCUCGUCACCAUCGAGAUGUGCAAUGCUCUCAACAGCCUGUCGGAGAACCAGUCUCUGCUCAGGAUGCCUCCCUGGGAGAACGUUUGGCUCCUGGGGGCCAUCUGCCUCUCCAUGUCCCUCCACUUCCUCAUCCUCUACGUGGAGCCGCUUCCUGUCAUCUUCCAGAUCACCCCUCUGGACACGACCCAGUGGAUGAUGGUGCUGAAGAUGUCUCUGCCCGUCAUCCUGCUGGACGAGCUGCUGAAGUUCAUGGCCAGGAACUACUUGGACUUUGGUAAACAGCACGCGGAGAAGCCGGCCAGCCGAGGCCGCUCUCUGUCCGCAUGUGCCGAGGGCAUCUCCUGGCCCUUCGUGGCCGUCUCGCUGCCCCUGGUGCUGUGGAUCUACAGCACCGACACUAACGUGUCCGCCAUGCUGUGGCCCUGACUGACUCCAGCACCCCCCCUCCCUGUGCACCAGUGUGACGUGGACAUUAACACACACAUCUAACAGCUACAUUAACUCGGAUCAACGUCUGUCAGAUCUUUUUAGGACAUUUCCACCAUGUGUUUUGGGCGGGGCGGGGCGGGGGGGUCGUAUUCUAAUGACUGACAUGUUUCAUUUCACCAUCACGCUUUUCUCUCUUUUGAUCCCUCGUUUUCAGAAAUGCCCACCGUGUCGGAGCUGUGUGUUGAGCUGUACAGAGAAUUUACACUAUUUUAUGAUAAUUAAUAUUUUGUAAUGUUUUGGGAGGGGCUGUGGGGACAAAAGUAAUAACGCUGGGUGUGGAGCGGAGGUUGAGGACCGUGUAGUAUCAUUCUAGUUUUGGGGCAGAGACUUGAAUAUAUUUGCCCCCGCAGGAGUCUGUCGUCGUUUUUUGAGCUCCAUCGUCAAUCCUUGUUUUCUGCGUCGGGCAGAGCGCAGCUACCUCGAUGCUGUUAAUGCGAUCAUUCGUACGUCUGUCUUAACAAUCAUUUCAUAGAUUCUCGUUAAAGGUGUUGAGGUAAGCACCGAUGUGUCUCGUGUUAAAGAUAUAUUCCCUCUGCUCGGAGGUGAGGACUCGGAUGUUACUCGGUAGAUUCUUUUGAUAAAACCUGUUAAAUUUGUUUACUUGAAGAAAACGUUUGUUUUUGAUUUUCAACUUUCAGUCUUAAUUUUUGCAUCUUAAUUCCAGUAAUCUUUUUAAUGUAUAUGUAUAUUGUGCACAUACUGUACUUGAAUAUGUAAAAAGGCACCAAGAAGCUGUUAGUCUUAUCAACUGAGCACAACAUGGACGAGCGGCCAUUGGAAGAGUCUGUAUAUCUGUACAUAGCACACAAGUAGAAUCUCUGUAGAGAUCUUUUGUUGUUGUUGCUGUCGAAAUGCUCCGUACAUCUCCACGAGUUUACCGAAGCGUAGCUUUAGCCUUCCUGCAUGCCUGCUCCAGUAAUACCAGGCCAGUGAGUGCUUUGUGGUUUUUUUGUUUUAAAGCUAAUUGUUGUUUCUUCCAAUGCCUUCAACCCGUUUACCUGCAGAGUGAGUACACUUUGACCCGCAUGCUAACGACACUCAUCUUCACGUGGUUGCACACGCAGCUUUCUUUGCUGUCUGUCAUUGUCUACGGAAGCCCUGAAAGACAAGAAAAUCCCUUUUCUAAGUCUGAUCUGAGUGUUUCCUCUCCUGUGGUUAUGACUAAAGAACAGGUGAACGUUUUUACGUCUUUUACGUUUUUUACGUUUUUUCCAGAAUAAUCCAAAAAGAUUUCUCAGUUUUGCCAGAAUCAUUUCUUUGGCAGGUGAAUACAAACAAACAAUGUUCAGGUUAAGUUACUUUUUUCUUUUUACCUGUGAAAACAAGAGAAAGUUUUGGUCAAUUAUUAUAAUUUAUUUUUAUUUUGGUGUUUUUUGUUGUAAUACUAGUUCCGGCCACCAGAGCAUUUAUAUUUCCUUCCAGGUGAGUUUUGAGAAAAACGUGAAGGUAACGUUUCAUAACUUGCUAACAAACAAUAUACGCAGCUGCUCGUCAGUUAAUCGACCUUGUGUUUAAGAAAACACAAAUGCUUUUAGUCCCAUUUAGAGCGGCGGUGCUCUCUGGUGGCCGAAAUGAGUAUUACAACAACAAACCCCAGAAAAAAACAAAACUUUCACCUUUUUUCACAGAUAAAAAACAGAAUUAGAAUAAUUAUCCUGGAAAAACGUUAUUUUCAGUUUCACCUGCUCUAAAAUCAAAAUCACGUGUUCUUAAGCCAUAAACAAAGAAUAAAAACUAUUUAAAUCAGACUUAAAACACGGAUCACCUCAUGUCCUUGUUUCUCGUCGGCCUCCGUACGUGGUCAUGUGAAAGUGACAGCAAUGACAGCUUCUCAUGCGUCUGAUAGGACUAGCAGUUUUCUUUUAUUAAAUUGACUUUUUAAUGGUACAAGAGGAGAAAGACGAAGGUGUUUUGUGGUUGUUUGCUUUCAAUGUCACCAAGUGCCAGGUACACACUGAGUACAAAUAGGAGCCUUUUGCAUUCAAAGCAAGUCACCGCUGGUGUCUGACUGUAGCGCCGACAUUAAAGUGCCCCGCACCAUUACAGGGCAUGGUGUUGUUUUUAUUUAUACGUCUUUUUUUUUUUACUGCAUUUGUGUUUUGACCUAAUCUGCUUGCCCAUAGCAUGGCCUUAAUAUAUUUGCUCUUUUUAUUAAACAAGUUUUGACGAAUUGAAAUGUUUUGCUGCUCAGAUGCUUUCUUACUUUGGCCUGUGAUUCUUGUGUCCACUCCAUUUGAUUCUUCUUCUUCUUCUUCUUCUUCUUCUUCUUCCUCUUCCUCCGCAGCAAAGGCCAAGUAAACCCACCUCGACUCUAAAUUCCUCGCAGACUUUGGUUUUGUUUUGUGUUGUGCAUGUGUGUUUUGGGCAGCACAUCUUACAAAGAGCUGCAUGUCAGUUAAAUAAUCUGAAGACAAAGAGGCUCAUAAAAGUUAAUUUCUUAUAGGCCAUACAUAAAUGUCAGUCCCUCCAUCCUCCUGCAUGAAGAGCUUUAGAUUCUCAUGCCAUCCUUUUAGACAAAGAUCUUAGUACCGUGUACAGAAGUGUACAAUAUUCCAUGGUGCAUGUCCGCUCCGCAGCCACCUGCUCCCCAGACUUGUGUAAUAGACGAUGUAUAGUAUUGGUAAAUAGAAUAGACAUUCGUCAGAUAGUACAAAUGUUAAAUAAGCUCAAAAAAAAACCGUUCAUCUUUCCUAAGGAAAUACUUUUAUGGAAUAUUUAAACAUAAAACAUCCUUUAUUUUUGCUUUGCACUGAGACGUGCAACAUGUCUGGAGCAGCGGACGUGCAGCGGUGCAGCCUGGAGAACGUGGCGGUCCCUCUACUGGCACUUUCUUUUUUUUUUUGCCAAACUACUGUACUGUAUUUUCAGAGAUGAUUGUACAAUGUGUCACAUGAACUUUGGUUUCAGGUCAAUAAAACUGUCAUACAUGAAGAGUUUA
Messenger RNA from Cottoperca gobio, 6500 nucleotides. RefSeq names its product sarcoplasmic/endoplasmic reticulum calcium ATPase 2-like. Gene Ontology annotation, molecular function: ATP binding; ATP hydrolysis activity; P-type calcium transporter activity. The transcript is spliced from 20 exons. The coding region runs from base 371 to 3499 and encodes 1042 amino acids. The record is from RefSeq and is a predicted model, not a curated record. Gene Ontology annotation, biological process: calcium ion transport. NCBI's taxonomy places the organism in Eukaryota, Metazoa, Chordata, Actinopteri, Perciformes, Bovichtidae. Gene Ontology annotation, cellular component: membrane.